This is a messenger RNA of Zonotrichia leucophrys gambelii, 8269 nucleotides long. It is a transcript of the gene GRK3, whose product is annotated as G protein-coupled receptor kinase 3. Gene Ontology annotation, biological process: G protein-coupled receptor signaling pathway; desensitization of G protein-coupled receptor signaling pathway; protein phosphorylation. Bases 280 to 2346 code for a protein of 688 amino acids. The record is from RefSeq and is a predicted model, not a curated record. NCBI's taxonomy places the organism in Eukaryota, Metazoa, Chordata, Aves, Passeriformes, Passerellidae. Gene Ontology annotation, molecular function: ATP binding; G protein-coupled receptor kinase activity; G protein-coupled receptor binding. The transcript is spliced from 21 exons.
CGCUGAGGGGGGCGCGGCGGGGGCUCCCUCCUUCCUUCCCUGCCUCCUUUCCUCCCUCCCUCCCUCUGCCGUCCGUCUGUCCGUCCGUCCCUCCUGCCGCCCGCCCGCCCCGGGGCGCAGGGCGGGAGGCGGGAGCGGCCCCCCGCGCUCCGCACACGCGCACCGGGAGCCGCUCGGCCGUACCGGCGGAGCCGCCGCCGCCGCCCGCCGCCAACCCCCGCCCCGGGGGCGGCUGCCCCGGCGGAGCCUCCAUCUGCAGCCCGGCGGCGGAGCGGGAACAUGGCGGACCUGGAGGCGGUGCUGGCCGAUGUCAGCUACCUGAUGGCGAUGGAGAAGAGCAAGAGCACCCCGGCGGCCAGGGCCAGCAAGAAGAUCACCCUGCCCGAGCCCAGUAUCCGCAGUGUUAUGCAGAAAUACCUCGAGGAAAGGGGUGAAUUAACCUUUGACAAGAUCUUUCAUCAGAAAAUUGGAUUUUUGCUCUUUAAAGACUAUUGCAUGAAUGAGAUUGAUGAAGCUGUCCCUCAGCUGAAGUUCUAUGAGGAGAUCAAGGAGUACGAGAAGCUGGACUCGGAGGAGGAGCGGCUGUCGCGGAGCCGGCAGAUCUACGACACCUACAUCAUGAAGGAGCUGCUCUCCUGUUCCCACCCUUUCUCAAAACAAGCUGUAGAUCAUGUACAAACACAUUUAGCCAAGAAACAAGUGCCAGCCAGCCUUUUCCAGCCAUAUAUAGAAGAAAUUUGUGAUAGUCUCCGAGGAAAAAUAUUUCAAAAAUUUAUGGAAAGUGACAAGUUUACUAGAUUUUGUCAAUGGAAAAAUGUAGAGCUAAAUAUUCAUCUGACCAUGAAUGAUUUUAGUGUACAUAGAAUAAUAGGAAGAGGGGGAUUUGGUGAAGUGUAUGGCUGCAGAAAAGCAGACACUGGAAAAAUGUAUGCAAUGAAAUGUUUAGAUAAGAAGAGAAUCAAGAUGAAGCAAGGAGAAACAUUAGCCUUAAAUGAAAGAAUUAUGCUGUCUCUUGUCAGUACAGGAGACUGUCCUUUUAUAGUCUGUAUGACCUAUGCCUUCCACACCCCUGACAAGCUCUGCUUCAUUCUGGACCUCAUGAAUGGAGGAGAUUUGCACUACCACCUCUCCCAGCACGGCGUGUUUUCUGAAAAAGAGAUGAGGUUUUAUGCUACUGAAAUCAUCCUGGGCUUAGAGCACAUGCACAAUCGCUUCGUGGUGUACAGAGACCUGAAGCCUGCAAAUAUCCUGCUGGAUGAACAUGGGCACGUGAGGAUAUCAGACCUUGGGCUGGCUUGUGACUUUUCCAAAAAGAAGCCACAUGCCAGUGUAGGAACCCACGGGUACAUGGCCCCCGAGGUGCUGCAGAAGGGCACAGCCUACGACAGCAGUGCUGACUGGUUCUCCCUGGGCUGCAUGCUCUUCAAGCUGCUGAGGGGUCACAGCCCUUUCAGGCAGCACAAAACCAAAGAUAAGCACGAGAUUGACCGGAUGACGCUCACGGUGAACGUGGAGCUCCCGGAUUCCUUUUCUCCUGAGCUCAAGUCCCUUCUGGAAGGGCUCCUGCAGAGGGAUGUGAGCAAGAGGCUUGGAUGCCAAGGAAGAAGCGCACAAGAAGUAAAGGAACAUCCUUUCUUCAAAGGCAUUGAUUGGCAGCAAGUCUAUUUACAGAAGUACCCUCCCCCCCUGAUUCCUCCCCGGGGAGAAGUCAAUGCAGCAGAUGCUUUUGAUAUUGGCUCCUUUGAUGAAGAGGACACUAAAGGCAUUAAGUUGCUUGAUAGUGACCAGGAGUUAUAUAAGAACUUCCCUCUGGUAAUAUCGGAGCGUUGGCAGCAAGAAGUAGCAGAAACUGUUUAUGAUGCAGUAAAUGCAGACACAGAUAAAAUUGAGGCCAGAAAAAGGGCUAAAAAUAAGCAGCUUGGCCACGAGGAAGAUUAUGCCCUGGGGAAGGACUGUAUCAUGCAUGGCUACAUGCUCAAGCUGGGGAACCCCUUCCUGACUCAGUGGCAGCGGCGUUACUUUUACCUCUUCCCCAACCGGCUGGAGUGGCGAGGAGAAGGAGAGUCCCGGCAAAACCUGCUGACAAUGGAACAAAUAGUAUCUGUUGAAGAAACACAAAUUAAAGAUAAGAAAUGCAUCUUACUGAGAAUUAAAGGAGGAAAACAGUUUGUCCUACAGUGUGAGAGCGACCCCGAGUUUGUGCAGUGGAAGAAGGAGCUGACAGAGGCGUUCACCGAGGCCCAGAGGUUGCUGCGCCGGGCUCCAAAGUUCCUCAACAAAUCCCGCUCCACAGUGGUGGAGCUGUCCAAGCCCCCGCUCAGCCACAGGAACAGCAACGGGCUGUAGGAGACACCCACCACCUUCCCGCAGGGAGAGCUGCUUGGUGAACCUGCAGAGCGUCCCAGAAUCCUUGCGAACGAAUGACUUUGUGCAGUGCCGGAGGCGGGAUGUGCCUGGAGGAGGAGGAGGAGGAGCUCCAUGUUUACAGCGUUGGGAUCACGUCAGGACUCUGUGUCUGCAGCAGGGGGGGACCCUGCCCCUGGCAGCAGCAGCAGCAGCAGCAGCGCUGGAGGUCACCAAGCCCAGAGGCUGCUCCUUGCUCCACACCCCCGGCGGGGCUCCGUCCCUCUGGAACUACUGAUGGAAGGAAGGAAGGAAGGAUGAAGGAAGAGGCUUUGUCCCUGCCGUGGCCUGGCUGGCAGGGGGGUGACACUGCCGUGGUGACACCGGCGGACCGUGGUGGGUGCCCCCCCUCGCUCUGUGGUGUUGCCGUGUCCUCCCCGAGCAUUACUGCUGACUCUCUCUGAUAACCUUGCUCCAUACUGCUGAUGAUCAACAGUGUGACUCUCUGAUGCACUUCAAAGUACUGAAAUCCUUAACUGUCCUGUGGUUUAAAUGUUAUUGCUACUUCAUGGGAGCGUUGAACUCGAAUUAUUCCCCUGGGUUUGUUGUACUCACUAAUAGUAGCUACCACCAGUUUUGCUUCUUCUACGUAUAUGCAGUACUAUAACUGACACAAUAGAGUAAUAAUUGGUGAAGAGGAAUUUAUGGUAGCUUCAUCUAGUGCUCUGUUGUAUAAAUUGACUAUUUUAGCACAGUUUUUAAAGAGCAGAUUCCUUUUGACAAGUUUACAGUGAACAUAAAAGACAGUUCUUUUCCAUUUCAGGUCAACUGCACUUUUUAAAAAAAAAAUUAAAAAGAAAUGAUUCAAAUCCAGUGCAUUCUAGAGCAUGUGCUGGGUUCAGGUGUGUGUGGGUACCUCGGUACGUAUCCCGGAUCACUCCUCAGUCCUGGGACUUGGGAUCCUCCUCUGCUGUACACAGGUGUGUUCCCAUAGCCUAGAAAUCCCCAAAAAUCCCCAGAAAUCCCCUGGAGCCCAGCCCAGGAGGUUUGUGCACAUAUCACAGCUCAGCUUGGGAAAGGAUCUCUUAUUUUCUGUUCUGAAGAGUUCAAAGUGCCCACAGUGAGAGCAGUGUGAGCGAACUGAGCGUGGAGGAGCUGAUCAAAUGCCAGGUUUAUGUUAAUUCUACCUGAGGCAUCAGGGUGCAAAUCUUGUUGAAGGAAAGAUCUCAUCCUGAGCUGUCCCACAGCUUCCCCAAGCUGGCUGUUGUGGUGGUUUCUAAGAGAGAGGUCAGGGCUGAAUUUUAGCUGUUUUUCCAAUUCAGUGAACAGCUUAGAGAGGAUUUUUCUUCCCAGCUGCAGAGGUGCAGCUCUCACAGUCCCUGGAGGGAGUGGAGCUGUGCCUGUGUCAGUGGGAGUAGAAGCUGUGCGUGGUUUGUUGAGCGUGUGUGGCUGUCAGAUCACCACAGAGUUCCUUGGAGAGAAGUAGUAAAAGUGGCUCUGUUUGCUUCUGCAUGGGAGCUGGGUUUGCUGCACAGCUUGUGCAAACCCUGGCUGACCACCUGGGGCUGCACCAAAGGGAAAAUGCAUUCUGGAAAACACCCCCCUUGAGAAAGUGGUUUCUUUCAGUGAUUUUUUUUUCCCCCUCCUUAUUUAUUUUCUUAAUUAUUUUAUGUAAACAGCACCAGGCUCUCUGUCAUUCCUGUUGAGCAUCUCAGCUCCUCUGUAAGGAGCAGUGUCAGAGGUGAUUGGUCAAAGGUUGGACUUGAUGAUCUUGGAGGUCUUUUCUGAACUAAAAUAAUCCCAUGAUUCUUUGUGUGGUAUUUAAAAAAUGUUUGGGAUAAAAAAUGCCUCAUCCUGGCUGUGGUUCAGCUUUCCCUACAAUACCAUGCAAUGCUCGUAUUUUUCUCCUUGAUUUAGAAAAAAGCCCUCAGAUGGUGUCAAAACCUUCUCACAGUUCUUGUGUAACUUGUUUUUGCUUUCUUAGUCCCUGCUCAGUCCCAUUCUUCUCCUUCAGUUAUUUUCCAUGGCUGGAUUUCACUCUCACUCCCUGUCAGCAGAUUCUGGUUGUCAGUGAGGGAGGAACAGGUCAUCAGCUGGGAAAUUGUGCCUCAAACCCAGAGAAUUUAUAUGAAAUGAAGGCUGUGUAUUGUCUUAGGGAAAUACAUUUAUUUUGAAAUGUGAUGGAGUUGGGAUGGCCCUGGAAUAUUCUCAUUAUUGUGGUCUUUGCUGCCCUGUCCAACCUGCAGUGGGAGGGGCAGGAAUAGAUUUGGGUUUCUUUAGCCAGCUGUGAUUUAUUGACAAUUGAAAAUAGCUUUAUUUUUGUGACUUGUGUCUAACUGUGCAGCAGGAGGGGAGAGGUUAUCACAGUGACAAACUCCUGAACAAAGGUGGGAUCCCAGUGAGAGAUGGGGCUCUGUGUGGAGGUGACUGGAUGUGCUGGUGUGGAGGGAGAGCUGGAAUUGCACCCUCCAAACCAAAAAAUCCUGGAUGCUGCCCCAGACUGCUCCUUCCUGGUGUAGGAACCAGAGUCUCUGAAGUUUUUGUUUUGGACAAAGAUUCCUGGUGGUGUUAAUCUGCAGGAGGGUCUUUGGCUGUGUGUUUAGGAUCUCUCAUUUAUUUGCUAAUUAUUUUGCAAAUUCGUGAAACCCUUAAAGGAGCUUUUACUGUGGGGUAUUUUUUGUGGUUUUUUUUUUCCAAUCCUUCAUCCAAGUGUUGGCCAUCCACUUCCCCAAGUGUAAAUCUUCUUCCUCUUCUUUGUGUUUGAGCUUUUUUGUGUUCUUGUCCCUGGUCCAGCGGAGCCUCGGCUGCAGGCUCAGGGGUUCUUCCCAAAGUGCUGCUGUGAGAGAAGCUGGAGUAAUGCUGGAGUGCAUCCAGCUGGGAUUGACAUUCCUGGUAUGUUCCCCCACCCCCCAGCAGGCUUCAGAAAUUCUUGGAGCCGGCUAAUAAUAGCUGGAAGUGUGUCUGGGAAGGGAAGCCUGGCAGGUAGGGAGAGAGCAGCUUGGGGGACAGACCUUGGCUUAGUCACAUUGGAGUUUUGCUGAAUUUCAUGGGGCUGCCCUGAGCACAGACAGGAGUUGGGCUCUGAAUGAUCCUUUUGGAUCCCUUCCAGCUCAGGAUAUUCCAUGAUUCUGUCAUUCAGCACCUCCCCUUUAGAAACCCAGUGGAAGAUUUUCCUCUCCCACUUCUAUCAAGGGGGGAAAACCCAAAAAUUAAAUUGUGAGGUUGUGUUUGGCUUUGAGAUAAAUCAGGAUAAAUCAGGUGUUUGCAGCCCAGUGUGGAGGUGGUGGAAACACAGGUUUGUGCUAAAAAAGAACUUGUUUUGGCUGUGAUCCUGCCCAGAGGAGCUCUGGGGGUUGAUGCUCCCUGAGCAGGACCAGCCCCAGCACCAUCACUCCUGGGGUUUGCAGGGAAUCAGCUCAUGAGCAGUGAAACCCCUGGAGCUCUGAGUUGCUCUUUCCCUGGCAGCUGGUCAGCUCUGGGAGCAGGUUCCUUGAUCCCAUGUCCAUAUCCGUGUCCUGCAGCCCCUGGCAGGGCAGUGUCACCCCCAGCACGUGGCAGUGACACUGCUCCUGCGCCUCUGGGGUGUUUGCACCCAAAAUAUCCCCAGGGGAAGGACUGCUUGAAGUGUACAGUAGGCAAGAAAUAAUUCUAGUGGUGUUGAUUAAUGUAAGGAAUGAGUCAGUUCUGCGAAUUAAAGAAAAAAAAAUCUGAAAAAGCGUAUUUUGACAAAGCAUAGUAUUAAUUUUAAUAUUGUAAAAAAAAAGAAAAAAGGAAAAUAUCUAAAAUAUACAGAGAAAAGAUGUAUAUCCAAAUGUCUGAGGAGUUUCAAGAUAAUCUACUUUUGUUUCCUGUUGGUUUCUAUUCCAUGGUGUACAUAUUGUGUGGAUGGAACAUCGGCUGUUUUAAUACUAUUGUUAAAUUGUAUUUUUAUUUUGUGUUAAACUAAUCAUCACAGACUCAGCUUUAUUUUGUUUAUGUAAAGGUUGCUAUGCUCUGUAGGUAUAAACCCGAGAAUUCUAUUUUAACAGAAAAAAGCAUUUUAUAUUAUUUAUUAAAUACAUGUUUCUCCAACUUCUGACAUUCCACAGAAUUUCUGCUCCAUAUGUGUAUGGAAGUGGCAGCUCCUUUCAAGCAGGAUCAGCCAGCUUUAUUCUGUUUUUCAUGACAAAGUAGGGAUGGAUUUUCUGAGCCUCUGCAGCCCUUCUCUCCCAGCACAGGGACUCCAGGCUCAUCUCAGGUGGAAAACUCCUGCAAAUCCACCCCUUUGAUGGGAUAUAUCUAAAUUUCUCCUUUAUCCCUCAGCAUUCCCAGAGCAAGUGUUUAUUCACAGGACUCUGUGCUGAGUUAAAGAGAAUUAAUGACCUGAAUUGGGGCAUGGAGUCAGCGUGGUGUUUGAUCCAGCUCAGUUCCAUCAGGGAAUUGCAGAGCUCUGUCAUUCCCAGGGGAAGGAGAGAGUGGAGGCAGAGCCUGGACACAGGGCUGGGCUCAGGAACCUAAAAUCUUCUCAUUGGAGAUGGGUUUGGAGUGAUCCAGGGGGAUCACUUGGUCCUUAAAGCAGGAGCAGUGCCAGAUCACUAUCCUGGAGCCAGGGCCAGGGCAGGACCCUGCUUGGUGUCACAUCUCAGGGGUGGCGGCCACCAGGGACCCUGCAGGGACUGUCCCUCGGGGUAUGGGGAGAGUGACACCCAGGCAGGACCCCCCUGUGGCGCCAUCUCUCCAGGAGCUGCCUCUGCUGGGCACAUCUGGGCACAUCUGCAGAGCCAACGGCAGCACCUCUGUCCCCAGUGCGGUACAGAAAUAGCCCUGAAGUUAUCAGUUCGCUCAGUUCCUAAAAAUAAUUCCAGUUGUGAGCCUGGCCUGUGCAGUUUGAGGAGUACUUGUGGUGUAACAUUGUGUGCUCUCAGUUUCCACAGUGCUGGGGCUGGGGGUCUGUGCUGGUCAGGGCCGAUCCCUGUGGCAUUUCUGGGUGAAAUGUGGCAUUUUCCAUUGCCACACAGCUGCUGAAGUUCUCUCCUUGCUGAGGGGCUGCCUGGGGCAGGGAGGGAUCCCUGCUGUGCUCCCUGGAGUAAUCUCUGCCUUUUUUCCCUGUUUCCCUCUCUGAUCCCACUGGAUUUUGGGGUGAGCUGUAGCCCAAGCUGUGUCUGGAGGGAAGGGGGAGCUGGCAGUGCUGGUGGCAUUGUGGCUCCUUAGUGUCACCCCUGGAAAGGUGCCGUGCUGGGGACAGUGCUGCUGGCCUGGGGUGUGUCCAGGCAGGGAUUUUUUGGCAGAGAACCUGGGGACAGCUGCAGGAAGGUGGCUUUGUCCAGGGGCCAGGUUGAUCUGGGUUUGUGUGACACGCUGUGUUUCCAGGCUGGAAAAGGAGAUGGGCUGGGAAGAGGCUUUGCUGUUGGGUAGCAUCUCCUCAGGGAAAGGGAGAGAGCAGACAGUGGGUGAGAUGGCACAAAAAAAAAGUGUGUGAAAAACAGAAUAAAGCAGGAGCAUCCUCGGAGAGGGGAUUUGUGAGCACUUCCAGUGCCUCACCAGGUCCUUUAAAACAAAAAGGAGCAGAUUCACACGAACAGCUACUCGCGAUGAAGGAAACGAUCGAAAGAGAACCUGUCCAAAAUGUGUAAUUAAUUAAUGGUAAGCAAAGCCAGGAUCUGUAAAUAACUUUAGAUAUUGUAUCGAUGAGAUCAUUCCUUGUUUUAUGUACUUGGCUCUUUCCAUAUUUAUUGUGGGGAGGAGGGUGCCAUGAGCUGUGGCCUCGCUCCUCACGGACUGUCCCGGAGUUUACAGCCCCGUCGUGGCGGGUGUGCCACACUCGGUUCUUGCCGCCAGUAUUUUUUUAACGGAUUAUUUUGGCACAGCUAAGCUGCUUCUGUGUGUUGGUCAGUACAAAACUGCUCUCCUACGACCAGACCCCAAUAAAAACCGUCCUUUGCGUGUG